Molecule: messenger RNA, 1809 nt
Organism: Corythoichthys intestinalis (scribbled pipefish)
Lineage: Eukaryota; Metazoa; Chordata; Actinopteri; Syngnathiformes; Syngnathidae
Gene: zdhhc23b
Product: zinc finger DHHC-type palmitoyltransferase 23b
Exons: 6
Coding region: 197-1378 (393 amino acids)
Biological process (GO): protein targeting to membrane; peptidyl-L-cysteine S-palmitoylation
Cellular component (GO): endoplasmic reticulum; Golgi apparatus
Molecular function (GO): protein-cysteine S-palmitoyltransferase activity
Source: RefSeq, a predicted model, not a curated record
CCUAAACACCGCCUUAAACCAGAAAUAUAAAAAGCUCCUGACUUGAAAGAAAACACUUCCUAUGAAACCAUGCUUUAAAUAAAAUCAUAACUUCUAAUUUGUAUAUAAUUUAGUAAAUUCUGCCACACAAAAGACACCGGAAACAUUGUCGCGGCAGGAGACGGACAUGUAGCAGCUCAAUGUUUCGCAAUCAGACAUGAAGAGAAGGCGGGAUGAGGAAGAAAAAGAGCACUUGUGCUGCUGUGAGUACGUCAACAGACAUGGCGAGCGUAGCCACGUGGCGGCCUGCUGCUGUGACUGCAAAGACCUGGACGACGCCUGCGACAGGUUUUUUAAGCGGGAGCCUCAGAAUCCCGAGUCGCUGUCCCGCGUGGCCGCCGACAUCAGUGACCGCGUCCGCGUCCCUUGGGUGAAGGGCGGCGCCCGCAAAGUGGACUUGACUAUCAUCCCCCCACUGAUCCUCCUCCCAGCGAUGCUACACCUGGCUGCGUUCCACUUCCUGCUCGGUGUGGUGGUUCUGAUUGCUCUGCCGACCUUGUUGCUGUGGUACUACUACUUCACCCACCGGAAAAAAGCCCGGACACUCUUUUUUCUCAGCUUAGCACUUUUCUCCAUGGGCUAUAUGUACUAUUUAUACGUGGCAGAAGUAGUACCACGCGGAGGUGUUGGCGUCGUUCCGAUUUGCAUGGUAACUGUGGGCCUGUUGCUCACUCUGCUCAGCCUUGCAAACACUAAGAGAGGCCCGGGCUUUGUGAAGCCAAACCAAGAGUCUUAUCCGGUUCUCAAAGACCCGGCGGAAUGGUCGCAAGAGUCGGAGAUUAGCCGGAAGAACUGGUGUUCAGUUUGCCGGGUGGUCCGGCCCCCCAGGGCGGGACAUUGUCGGAUAUGCGGGGUCUGUGUCCUUCGCCAUGACCAUCACUGUGUCUGGAUUGACAGUUGCGUGGGCCGUUCUAACCACCGCAGCUUCCUGUUGACGCUCAUCCUUUUCUUGUCCACGUCCUUCUCCGGGAUCGUUAUGGUUCUGCAGAGCGUGUGUCCGGAGCAAAACGUUCUCACCGCCUUGUUCUACUGCCCGGGAGUCUAUGAGGAAUACCGUGGUGCCCUGUGCUUCACAUGUACCUGGUACUGCACCGUGGUGUCAUUGGGCCUCCUUCACCUGUUGCUGACGCAGCUGCUCAACAUCAGCUUCAACGUCACUGAGCGUGAAGCGCGGGCCGCUGUCAGGGAGCGCACCGGCCGCCGAGCCCUAUGGGGGCUUGCUGUGUACACCGGUGUCUACUCUCAAGGCCUGCGUGCUAACUGGGUGGAGUUUUUGACCAUGGCAGAGGGACAGACAGACGGUGCCAUCCGGGGAGCGGAGACGACGAGCGACGCGUGAAAGUCAUUCAUUUCAACAUCCGUCCCGCCUUAGGGCGUCAUGAUGCGGUUACCUACCUCAAAAGCCGCAGGUAGUCAGGACCAAUAUUUUCCUGAAAGCCGACAGCUACAAAUGUACCAUCACUUGUCGUUGGGAAGUUCUGGCUUUAAAUCUCAGGUCAGGUGUGGAGUUUACAAAUAAAUUCUCUUCCUUUUAAACUCUCAAUUUUUGUUGUUGUUGUAGUGAAUUGAGUUUGUCAUGAGUAGACGUCCAAUCCAUUUGAAGUAGGAGGGUGGUAGCGAAUCGUUGACGGCAGCGAAUGUGUUAAAGAGAUACUCAGUACAUUUCUUUAUCAUUUUAUCUUCCAUUUAAUCUGAACUGCAAAAUUGAAACCAGCGUGUCAAUUUCAGUUAUAUUCAGCAUAAAAUCCAACACCAUUGUACCCCAGAGUU